GUCUUUGUGUAUUCGUUAAUAAGCCACUAUCCAGCUAACUGAACAUGUGCUUUGUUGUCGAAAUGAGAAGGUGGAACUAAAAAAAUAAAACAUUCGAAGCAGAAAUGUGUAGCACCGGGUGUAACCAACGAGACACCGUUAGCCGAGUUAGGUAGCCUGCUAGCUAGUAGCUGUGUGGCAUAACCUUGGUUUCAGUAACACGAUUUAUUGUCUAACUAAAAAAAGCUAAAAAUUGGAUGACUAACUGCAUUUUCAAUGUCAUCACGGAAUCUUUGCAGUACGUAGCUUAUUAUUAGCGGUUGUCAAAGUUAGCUGUGUGACUUCACGGCCACCGGGUGUCUGGUUGCACAUCUCAAAUUACGGACACGUCAAGGCCCUAUUCUGAAUCUUUAUAUUGGGGGGCUGUUAUGUCGGAGCCCAAGACCCCCAGUCCAGCUCCUGCUGGAGACACAUACAAAGGCUGGGUGUUCAAGUGGACCAAUUAUAUUAAAGGAUACCAGCGAAGGUGGUUUGUCCUGAGCAAUGGCCUGCUCUCCUACUACAGGACCCAGGCGGAGAUGGGCCACACGUGUCGAGGCACCAUCAACCUGGCCACGGCAACCAUCGCUGUGGACGACGCGUGCAACUUCGUCAUCUCCAACGGAGGGGCGCAGACGUACCACCUGAAGGCCAGCUGUGAGGUGGAGAGGCAGCGCUGGAUUACCGCCCUGGAGCUGGCCAAAGCCAAGGCGGCCCGAAUGCAGGCAGAGUCUGAUGACUCUGGGGAUGACUUCCCUCAGAACUCGCCCUCCGCCCCACCAGGCCAAGGAGUGGGUUCUCAGAGCUCUGAGGUCCAGUCCACCCUCAGGACGCUCGGCAGCAAGGUGGACGAUCUGAGCACGUGCAAUGACCUCAUCUCUAAACACGGCUCGGCACUGCAGAGGUCCUUGUCUGAGUUGGAUAGCUUGCGGCUCACUGGAGAGGCCGGAGAUAAGAUCCGACAGGUGACGGAGAGGGCCACACUUUUCCGAAUCACCUCGAACGCCAUGAUCAAUGCAUGCCGGGACUUCUUGUCCCUGGCCCAAGCCCACAGCAAGCGCUGGCAGAAGGCCCUGCAGGCAGAGCGGGACCAGAGGGUGCGGCUGGAGGACACCCUGGAGCAGUUGGCCAAGCAGCACAACCACCUGGAGAGGGCCUUCAAGAGCAACACCUCUGCAGACAGCAACGGUUCUGCCACCGCCAAAGGAGAAGGAAGUGAUGAGGACGAUGACAAUGAGUUCUUUGACGCCGUGGAAGAGGCCCCAGAGUUCAUCACUGUGCCCGCUGACCCCCACUUCCACAAGAGAUCAAGCAGCAAUGUCAGCGUCUUCAACAGUGACUUCUGUCCUGACGAUCAGUCGCUUGACGAGCAGCUGACAUCCAUCAAUCCGGAGUCUCCUCAGUCAAUGGAACCAAUGAGGAAGAGGCGCACGAAGAUCCCGGACAAGCCCAACUAUUCACUUAACCUGUGGAGCAUCAUGAAGAACUGCAUCGGCAAGGAGCUGUCCAAGAUCCCCAUGCCUGUGAACUUCAACGAGCCCAUCUCCAUGCUCCAGCGUCUGUCCGAGGACCUGGAGUACUACGAGCUCCUGGACAAGGCGGCCAAAUGCCAGAGCUCCCUGGAGCAGCUGUGCUACGUGGCGGCCUUCUCCGUCUCGUCCUACUCCACCACGGUCCACCGCACGGGGAAGCCCUUCAACCCCCUGCUCGGGGAGACCUUCGAGCUGGACCGCCGGAGAGAGACGGGCUACCGGUCACUGUGCGAACAGGUGAGUCACCAUCCUCCUGCAGCUGCCCAUCACGUGAUCUCCGACCGAGGCUGGACUCUAAGGCAGGAAAUCGCUGUAGCCAGCAAGUUCAGGGGCAAAUACCUGUCAAUCAUGCCUUUAGGGACGAUCCACGCUGUCUUCAACAAGACCAACCACCACUACACGUGGAAGAAGGUCACCACCACCGUCCACAACAUCAUAGUGGGGAAGCUGUGGAUCGACCAGUCAGGAGAGAUUGACGUGAUAAAUCACCAGACAGGCGACCGCUGCCAUUUGAAGUUCGCUCCGUACAGCUACUUCUCCAGGGAUGUAGCCAGGAAGGUGACUGGCGUGGUGAUGGAUAAAGACGGGAAGGCCCACUACAUUCUCUCCGGGACCUGGGACGAGAAGAUGGAGUUCUCCAGGGUGAUGCAGAGCACCAUGGGGGAGAACGGCACCGAGGGCAGACAGAAGACCGUCUACCAAACGCUGAAAGCCAAGGAGCUGUGGAGGAAGAACCCGCUGCCCGAGGGAGCGGAGACAAUGUACUUCUUCACCCACCUGGCCCUGACUCUGAACGAGCCGGAGGAGGGCGUGGCGCCCACGGACAGCCGCCGGCGACCAGACCAGAGGUUGAUGGAGGAGGGCCAGUGGGACGAGGCCAACGCCGAGAAGCAGAGGCUGGAGGAGAAGCAGCGCGGCGUGCGGCGCGAGAGGGAGCGGGAGGCAGUCAGCCAGCGCGCCGCCAGCGAGUCGGAGGAAGCUGUCGAUGAGGAAUCUUUAACUGACCCUUCCCUGAAAAGCACUUACCAGGACAACUACACAGCACAGUGGUUUGAGCGCUGCGAGGACCCUGUCACCGGUGAAUCCACUCACAUCUAUAAGGGAGGCUACUGGGAGGCCAAGGAGAGAGGCAGCUGGGAAUCCUGCCCCGAAAUAUACUGACCUUGGAAUAGCUGUCUUUAAGUGGAAGCCAACCCCAGGACACGAACUUCAUAUCAUUUGACCAAUGGACAGCUACGCCCCUGCCCAUCAGAGGGACGGUUCGCUCCAAUGGCUCUCUGUUCUAAGAGACCCAGAAGGAUGCGGCCUGGUCCAGGUGGGUGGACCGGGGUGUUCCCAAGACCUGGUUCCAUUUCAGUCCCUAGCCCCAACCCCCUGACCCCCUUAACUCCGCCUCUUAUGUUGUUUCCAGGACUGAGGUGUGGACUAGGUAAAGCCAAUCUGGUGGAAACCUUGUUCCUUCUAUAGGAUGGCUCGUCUGCAGUGUACGCCUAUUCGAUCUCUUUACACUUACCGUCAUGUGGUGUGAGGGGGAACGGGCUAGAGACUUAUGUCGGUGCUCAGUUCUGUAUUGAAUCACACCGUUAAUUUCUUGAAUUUGACUCGGCCACACCACACAUGGACCAGGAUUGAACGAAGCAAAUUCAAAGCGGUUAUUCUUGAAACCAAUACUGGUGUAACUAAUGUUGAACAUUUUAAUUGUUUUUCUGACUAAUUCAUCUUUAAAACAAUUUGAAAUAAUUAUGAAAACCUUCUUAAACCCUUUUGAAUUUCAUACAUUUUAAUGUUUUAAAUAUCUGGAAAACACUUUAUUUUCCAGAAUAAUUAACCAGAAGAGCACAAAGUUAUAAAAUCACACUAAUAUUUUAGUUGGUAUGACUGACUUGCGUUAUUCAGUAAAAUAUCCUUUCGAAAAAAUAUUUGUAUAGUGAACGAGGCUUGUUUCCAUUAAAAUGUUCCUUCCUGUGAGAUUUGGCUAGUUUAAAUGCAGCUGAAUUCUUAAUUGAUCCCAACCCUGCUAGAACCUGAAAUGGAACUGGGGCAUCUGUUUUUUACCAAGUCACCCGUCUUUUACCAAGAGAAGCAGGCCCGGUCCAGAUGAGGUCUGAUUGGCACUGACUCUUCACCCUGCCGUGUUGUGCCCGAGAGCAAUCUCUGCGAAGCCAUACUGUAGUGCCCCUGUGUUAACCCAGAGCAUUGUAGUUGCGGGUAAUCUUUACUGUUCUCAUUGUGGAAUAGCGUAAUACUCAGUUAACAAUGUAGUAAGUAAUUAAAUCACUGAUCGGUGGCCUUCAAGAAGUUGGGGAAGGUUUCUUCUUUCAUUUCUUUUGAUGAGAGCUUUUUCGGGCGCUGGACCUUAAGGUCCCGGGCCCCCUUGCGUGUCUUGAUUGCAUAUCCGUUCUUCCGUCGGGAGCAUUAUGAAACACAUCGCUGCCGUCGUGCAGUAUCAACACAAAUGAAGAAGUGGGUUCUAGUAUAGUCGUUUCUGUACUGUAUUGGUUUCCUCACCGGGGCCUUGUUUUUCUUACACUCUAUGGAUGCUCAUAGAAAUUACGAGAUGGUGCAAUUAACUAUUUUUUUUUUUAUUAUUAUUAUUGGGAUGCUGUUUUGCUAACUUCGUUGGAAGGUGGCAUCUUUGCCUGGAGGUAGGCAUCUAGCUCUGAGCCUCGCCUCUGCUCUCACCCCAAUAGACUGGAAAACACUUACAAAAUAAGAUUUUGUUCAAACGCAAAAGGUGGAACAUAAUCAAACCCACACAACGGCAGACCAUUAUGCCUUGGUAAAGGAAAUGCUAAUUUUAAUGAAGUGAAGGCUUUUUUUACCUCGCAAAAGUGACUUGCAUUAAUAGUGUGACAUAAAUCUUUCCUUAGCUGAGAAAAGUUUUUUUUUUUUUUCUCACCUCAGGAACAAGGGUAUGUAGCUGUUGUGUGUGUUUGAUAGAAAAAAAUAGGAGCAGUGAGCUACAUGUGUUAUUUGAAGUGGUUAGAACAGUGUUAGCUAGUUAAUUCUGUGUGUAUUUCUGUAGUUAGGAGAGCAUGGUGUGAGAGCCUGACCUCAGAGGGUGACAUAGAUUGAGGGGAAAUUAAUUGUGGUGAAACGCUGUCGAUUUGUGUUCUUAAGAGUACAUAUGCAAGUGUGUUAUCUUUUUUGACACCAAAAAAUGAGAUUUACUUUGUGUGAGUUUCAUAAUUUUGUUUGUAAGUGUACUUAAAAUGAAGCAUAAAUAAACAAUUGCAAAUAAAUGAGUUAUAUAUGUAUAGAGAAAGUAUUACAAUAGACACUAUGAUAAUGGCAAGGUAGGUUUUUUGAUUUGUCUUAUUUUCCUUCUGUUUUAACUGGAGCAAAGUGUCUUCAUUUUCUUAAAAAGGGAGAUUACUUUCAAAACUGUAAUGUGUGUGUGUGUGUGUGAAUUUUUUUUCUCACACUUCUGCUUUUUCUUUUUGUCUUAAAAACAUAUUUCUAAAGAAUAUAAAAUACCAGUAUGUUAAACCAAUUGCUGUAACAAAUGUUUUUCAUACUACUUUUGCUGAAUUGUUUUCUUCUAUUCCCAAUAUUUUUUCACUGUUAUUAAUUGGAUAGCAAAGGAACGUUUGUUGCCAAAUCAAUUAAAAAGGAAAUAAUAUCUGGACUCGUUUACGUUAUUGCUGUGCAACGUUGAGGGAGAUUACUUCCAAAAGUU
This is a messenger RNA of Esox lucius (northern pike), 5229 nucleotides long. RefSeq names its product oxysterol-binding protein 1. Gene Ontology annotation, molecular function: sterol binding. Bases 408 to 2711 code for a protein of 767 amino acids. The transcript has 17 exons. Gene Ontology annotation, cellular component: cytosol; intracellular membrane-bounded organelle; membrane. The record is from RefSeq and is a predicted model, not a curated record. NCBI's taxonomy places the organism in Eukaryota, Metazoa, Chordata, Actinopteri, Esociformes, Esocidae.